AUGGUAAACAAUCUCUUGUUCUUGUUUUGUAUUUUUCUCUCGAUUUCGUUCGAUUCUUUUCUACGUUCUUACCCGUCCGCAAUAAAUCCUUCCUUUGCAAAAGAACUUUUCAAGAGAUUUCAAUUCCUUUCCCACUUUCUUUUUCUCUGUCACGGUACGUCCUCUUCAUUCUUGUCCUUCUCUCUUUAUCUAUCUAUAUUUGUUGUUUGUUUUUCUUCUUUUUUGCGUUUCCUUUCUUUGUUAUUUUGUUUUGAAAGUUUUUCUUUUUUGUUUUUUCGUUACUUACUUUCUUUUUUUUUUCCCCCGUUCUUUUUACUGUCAUUUAUCCUCUUUUUUUUUCUUCAUCUUUCCGUUUUUCUUUACUUUAUUUGUUUUCUUUCAUUUCCUUUCUUUCUGAUUUUUUUUCUGGCUUCUUCUUUUCUCUUAUCUUCCUUUCUUUUUACGCCUGAUCUAUUUAUACGUUUCAUUUUUUUUAUAUUUCAUCGCAGUUUCAUUUUCACCUUCAAAUGUCAGUUCUCUUAUUCUACAAAGCGACCCACCUACAUAACAAGCUCCCAUCUCUCUUUCCAGUGCCUACCUUUGUUUUGUCUUGUUUUUUUUUUCUUCUUUUCACCAUUCAUUUCUUUAUCUGUUUUUCGAUGUGUAUACUUCUUUCAUUUCUCACCAGCCCCAAGUCGGGCUCCCCAGUGCCUACGCGGUGGGCGUUCGUAUUCCGUUGGCGUUGUUGUUUCUCUCUCUCUCUCUCUCUCUCUCUCUCUCUCUCUCUCACACCUUGAAACUAUAUUUCUAUCAUAUCUAUAUCUAUAUCUAUCUUAUCUAUCUAUCUAUCUAUCUAUCUAUCUAUCUAUAUUUUCUCGCAUUUUCAAUUUGAUUUUCGUUAUCUAUCUAUCUAUCUAUCUAUCUAUCUAUCUGCGUUGCGGAAUCGGCUAUUUUCGUAAUUUUUUUAUACGUUCAUCUAUCUAUCUAUCUAUCUAUCUAUCUAUCUAUCUAUCUAUCUAUCUCUAUCUAUCUAUCUAUCUAUCUAUCUAUCUAUCUAUCUAUCUAUCUAUCUAUCUAAUUAUCUAUCUACAUCUAUUCAUAUCUGCCUUAGUCUAUUCAUAUCUAUCUAUCUGUCAGUCUCUUUAUCUAAGUCUAUUUACAUCUAUCUUCGUCUAUUUAUAUCUAUCUAUCUAUCUAUCUAUCUAUCUAUCUAUCUAUCUAUCUAUCUAUCUAUCUACAUUUAUUCAUAUCUGUCUUAGUCUAUUCAUAUCUAUCUAUCUAUCUGUCUGUCUCUUUAGCUAUCUAAUCUCUUUCUCUAUGUCUAUCUAUAUAUCUAUCUAUCUAUCUAUCUAUCUAUCUAUCUAUCUAUCUACAUUUAUUCAUAUCUGUCUUAGUCUAUUCAUAUCUAUCUAUCUGUCAGUCUCUUUAUCUAAGUCUAUUUACAUCUAUCUUCGUCUAUUUAUAUCUAUCUAUCUAUCUAUCUAUCUAUCUAUCUAUCUAUCUAUCUAUCUAUCUAUCUAUCUACAUUUAUUCAUAUCUGUCUUAGUCUAUUCACAAUCUAUCUAUCUAUCUGUCUGUCUCUUUAGCUAUCUAAGUCUAUUCAUAUCUAUCUUAGUCUCUUUAUAUUUUAUCUUAGUCUUUCUCUAUGUCUAUCUAUAUAUCUAUCUAUCUAUCUAUCUAUCUAUCUAUCUAUCUAUCUAUCUAUCUACAUUUAUUCAUAUCUGCCUUAGUCUAUUCAUAUCUAUCUAUCUGUCAGUCUCUUUAUCUAAGUCUAUUUACAUCUAUCUUCGUCUAUUUAUAUCUAUCUAUCUAUCUAUCUAUCUAUCUAUCUAUCUAUCUAUCUAUCUAUCUAUCUAUCUACAUUUAUUCAUAUCUGUCUUAGUCUAUUCAUAUCUAUCUAUCUAUCUAUCUGUCUGUCUCUUUAGCUAUCUAGUCUCUUUCUCUGUAUCUAUCUAUCUAUCUAUCUAUCUAUCUAUCUAUCUAUCUUAA
Acanthosepion pharaonis is the source of this 1968-nucleotide messenger RNA. Lineage: Eukaryota; Metazoa; Mollusca; Cephalopoda; Sepiida; Sepiidae. The record is from the annotation of a GenBank genome assembly.